AGGCUCCUUUCCUUUUACCCAAGGAGGCGAUCAGCUGUGGCUCGGUCAUCGGAGUUUUGAAUAUUCUUUCCGUUACCUUCUCAUAGGAUAAACUAAUAACGAAACAUGUCCACCAACAACAUGGCAGAUCCGAGGAGACAAAAUAAGAUUUUAAGGUACAAGCCCCCCAGCACAGAGACCAACCCCACACUAGAGGACCCCACUCCUGACUACAUGAACCUGCUCGGCAUGAUCUUCAGCAUGUGUGGUCUCAUGCUUAAGCUGAAGUGGUGCGCCUGGAUUGCGGUCUACUGUUCUUUCAUCAGCUUCGCAAACUCCAGAAGUUCAGAAGACACCAAACAAAUGAUGAGCAGCUUUAUGCUGUCUAUCUCAGCAGUGGUGAUGUCAUACCUCCAGAACCCACAGCCAAUGUCUCCCCCAUGGUAACCAAGGGCCAGUCGCAGAAGAAAGCUGGAGUUGGACACCAUCGCCUCAACCUGCCCUCGGAAAAAAAACGAGUCAUCUAUGUGCAACAACCACAGAAACGGAAAAGAAAAUAAUGUAAUAAUGUCAGUUUUACAGUUUUAACCCUGUAAGAUAUUUUUUUUUUUGUUUGGUUGUUGAUGAAAUCUUUAUAAUAUUAUUGUUUAGAUUUUUUGCAUACUGUUCUGAAUAAACUGUCCGGUUAUAUAGAGAA
Molecule: messenger RNA, 676 nt
Organism: Fundulus heteroclitus (mummichog)
Lineage: Eukaryota; Metazoa; Chordata; Actinopteri; Cyprinodontiformes; Fundulidae
Gene: wdr83os
Product: WD repeat domain 83 opposite strand
Exons: 4
Coding region: 106-426 (106 amino acids)
Biological process (GO): protein insertion into ER membrane
Cellular component (GO): endoplasmic reticulum membrane
Molecular function (GO): protein folding chaperone
Source: RefSeq, a predicted model, not a curated record